CGUCUUUCAUUGAAAUAUAUAAAACAUAUCGUAAAUUUGAAAAAAAAAAGGAAAAUAUAAUAGAAAAGGAAGAUUAUUGGUAAGAAAAGCACGUUGUUCUUUCUCACUGGCGUCAUAUCGUAUUUUCCCUCGCUUUUUCUCCCCCAAAGCCUCAGCUCUCCGCAUUCACCUUCUCUCUUUGACUGACGCCCACGCACGCAUACGGAAGAGAAGAGUGAGAGAGGGAGAAAGCGUGGGCGCUUGCGUGAUCACGUGUGACUGCAGCCAAUGCGCGGCGCAUUUGCUUGCAACAAAGAAGAGUUACGGGGAAAAGCCGGCGAGGAGUAAACAACCAGUGGAACUGACGCAAUUUAGUCUUCGAUGUACAUAAUUAAUACUUUGCUGGUUGAGAAGAAAAGUAUUUAAUGUGGAUAUUCAAAUAGAGUUAGAAAGUUGAAAAAGUGGAGAUCGAUCGAAGUAUCGUAUAAUAAAGUUAAUUUUAAAUAGAAACAAAUAAUAGAGAAAAUGCGAAUAAUGUUUUUGACCCAUUGGAUUAUUGGGGCUAACGCGAUGGCGUUUAUGACGUUAAUAUUAAUGACCCUUCUUAUGUUCGGACCAGCGGCAUUGUCCUUCGUAUUGGAUGGCUCCUCAACGAGUUACGCACAGUUCCGAAAGUGGAACGCAGCAUUGAACGGUAGCCUCGAAUUCGAAUUCAAGACCGAACAGGGUAAUGGUUUGUUACUUUACACCGAUGACGGUGGUACCUACGAUUUCUUCGAAGUUAAGCUUGUCGAAAGCGCGUUACGACUCAGAUAUAACCUCGGUGGAGGCGCGCAGAUCGUCACCGUGGGCCACGACCUCGGUGACGGUCACUGGCACAAGGUACAGAUAAGCAGAUCUAACGAGAAUACCACGCUUACGGUUGAUGGUGUUAGCGCAAUCUCAACUUCCCGCGGAAAGGAAUUUGAAUUUGGAAAGUUAUCCGGUAACUCGGACGUUUACGUCGGUGGUAUGCCCGGUUGGUACAACAGCAAGCUUACCCUCUUAGCACUGCCUAGUGUCAUCUUUGAACCAAGAUUCAAUGGAUUCAUCAGAAAUCUUGUCUAUGCUGAUCCUGAGAGUUCUCUACCUAGGAGGCAGGAAAUGAAGAGCCGCGAUACCAAGUGUGGCAACUUCCCGUGCGUCGAAAGCGUCAACAAGCGAAAAUCACCGAGGAGCUUACGGAACUCGAUGACAGGCAACACGACGGACGCAUGCGAGACGCGAGAUCCUUGUCAACAUGGUGGAAUCUGCAUUUCAACGGAUAGCGGACCCAUCUGCGAAUGCCGUUCCGGUGAUUACGAGGGUGCUUACUGUGAAAAAGAAGCAUGGAGUACGGUGCUGCCCACGGCCGGUGCUGCCGAUUACUGGGAUUACAAUAAAGCACCUUCGGAGGCUUCGUUCCGUGGAACGGAAUAUUUAACGAUAGAUCUGAGCAAAGGAGACCCCAUUUUCAGUACGCAGGAAUUCGUUGGACUUCAAUUCAAAACGAGACAACCUAAUGGACUUUUAUUUUAUUCCGGUGUGGGAGACGAUUACCUAACCGUGUCUCUAAGGGACGGUGGUGUCGCCGUUGGGAUGACUUUGGCCAAAGGGAGACUCGAUCUACAUAUCAAACCAUCCAGAAUCAGGUUCGACGACAACCAGUGGCAUAAAAUUGUCGUUCAUAGGAGAGUUCAAGAGAUCUCCUCCAUCACCAGCUUCUGCAGGCUUUCGGCCAUCGUCGAUGGAAUUUACGCGCAAAACGGACACACUGCAGGAUCGUUCACACGUUUAGCGAGUGAUAGACUUCUAGUUGGUGGUGGUGCUGAUGCGAGAUCUUUGCAAGGUGCCAAAGGGAUCAACAACUUUGUCGGCUGUCUAAGAAAGGUGGAAUUCAGCGCGGAAGGCGUCAAAAUGGAGUUAAUAGAAGCUGCUAGAAGUGGUGCAUCGGGUGCCGCAGCUUGGGGCAAAAUGGAUUUUCACUGUCGCGAACCAAGAGCCUCGGAUCCGAUCACCUUCACUACCAGAGAUUCUCAUCUCAAGGCUGCGGCGACUUUGGUUAAAUCGAGGCGACUUCACGGCGCCGUGGUCACCUUCACCAGCUCAGAGUCCCACCUGGUUCUUCCACCCUGGAAAGCUUCCAAAUCCGGGAGCCUAUCCUUCAAAAUUCGUACGAACGAGCCGAACGGACUAAUAAUGUAUAGUCGUAGCGGAGCACACACAAGGGAGGAUCUGUUCGCAUUCGAGAUUUUAGAUGGGCACCUUUACCUCCAUGUCGAUCUUGGAAGCGGAUCUGUAAAAGUGAAAGCAUCUAAGGAUCGAGUUGACGAUGGUGCAUGGCACGACGUGGCCUUACGACGAGUCGACAGAGAUGGUCGUGUCAUCGUUGACGACUCUACUGUUGAAUUUCAUACUCCAGGUGAUACCACCCAACUUGAUUUGGACGGAUUACUUUACAUCGGUGGAGUUGGUGCACCCUUCGCACCAUUGACCGUUCCACCUGUUUUAUGGACUGGUACUUUGCGACAGGGCUACGUUGGUUGCAUGAGGGAUCUCGUUAUAAAUGGCCAUCCUGUUGAUAUCGCUGGAUACGCGCAGCAACAAGAUUCAGGUGCCGUGAGGCCAGCUUGUCACGCUCAACCAUCCCUUCACUGUUCUUCGCAACCCUGUAUGCACGGUGGAUAUUGUCUCGAGGGUUGGAACAGAUUCCAUUGCGAUUGCACCGGAACGCCGUUUACCGGUCCCACUUGUGGAAAGGACGCAUCGACGUUGCAUUUAAACGGAACACAACAGAUGACCGCACUGAUGCCAGAUGAUUCGAGAACGCAAGCAGAAGAAGUUAUCGUGCGUUUCAAAACAACCAGGCCACGUGGUCUCCUAAUAGCAACGAGCUUGGAAAACAGCAGCGAUCGAUUACAAAUUUAUCUUGAGGAAGGCAAAGCAAAGAUGCUCAUUCAUAUAGGUGACAAGGAAAAGAGCUUAACGAUCGGACAGGGCCUGAACGACGACAUGUGGCACGUUUUGAGGUUCUCGAGAAGAGCAAACUUGUUACAAUUUCAAGUCGACGACGAAUCUGCUAUACAAGCUCAAGCACAACUAAGUAAACAAAGCAUUUUGCAAUUUCGAACACUUCACGUUGGUGGUUAUCUACACGCCGGUGAAGACAUCGCUCAUUUUGUUGGACAGCUUCAACAAAUCUGGUUCAAUGGUUACCCCUAUUUGGAGAUAGCCAGAAGUGCAGGUAGCCAUCAAAUUUCUCAUCAGGGUGUGACACCAAUCAUCAGAGUAACCGGAAAAUUUGGCAAGAGAAAUCAUCCUGUACAUCGUCCUGUGACCUUCACCUCAAAGCAUACGUAUGUUGGACUACCAGUAUUGAAGGCCUACGUAGAGACCAACAUCUAUUUUCAGUUUAAAACACGAGAACCAAAUGGAUUGAUCCUCUACAAUGCUGGAAGAGAACGUGACUUUAUAGCCGUCGAACUGGUGAACGAACAUAUUAAUUAUAUCUUUGAUUUGGGAGAUGGCCCAGUAAGAAUCAAGGACAAUUCUAAAAGCAAAUUGAAUGAUGGCAAAUGGCAUACGGUUAGCAUCGGAAGACCUGCACCUAAAAGGCACACCUUAGCAGUAGACGAUCACGUAACCGCUGCAAACAGCCAAGGUAGCAACGAGAAUCUUGACCUUGAUGGAAUAUUGUAUAUAGGUGGAGUCGACAAAAUAAUAUACAAUCAACUACCAAAACCAAUACUUAGCCGGCAUGGAUUCGAAGGUUGUUUGGCAUCAUUGGAUCUUAGCGGUGAAAGUACAGAUUUACUUUCUGAUGCCAUUGUACAAAGUUCUCUCGUCGAACCCGGAUGUGACGUAUACGCGAAUCUUCACGCUGGAAAAAAAUGCACUCACGAUGUAUGCGCAAAUCAUGGAACAUGUUUGCAACAAAGGAACAGUUAUACAUGCGAUUGCGAUAUGACCAGCUUUUCUGGACCUACUUGUAGCGAAGAGGCUGUGGCAUAUGAAUUUGGAGCAGGAAGAGGAAUCAUCACAUAUACAUUUCCAUUCGAUGAAAGACCGGAAAUGAAACAAGACACCGUCGCUUUUGGAUUUGUAACGGGAAUGAACGACGCGGUUCUACUUAGGAUAGAAUCUGCUUCUAGCAAUGAUUAUCUAGAAAUUGAAAUUGUUGAAGGAAACGUAUUUGCCGUUUAUAACAUGGGUACGAACGAUCAUCCAGUUGGAGAAGUGGGUGUCAAAGUGAACGACAAUCAAUACCACGUCGUUAGAUUCACAAGAAGUGGAGCGAACAGCACAUUGCAAGUUGACGAUUACAAUCUUCAAUCGAAUCAUCCGUCCGGCUACCAGCACUCGGUAUUCAACAGUCAAUCGACCAUACAAGUCGGUGGCAGAUGGAACCAAGACAAGGGAAGGGUCGAGAGACCAUUUUUGGGAGUUAUCGCGGGUCUUGUGGUCAAUAGUGAACGAAUCUUAGAACUGGCUGCUGCCAAGAACAGUCGAAUUACUACCAGAGGUGACGUUCAACUUUUACCUGCUGGAAGUCUCCUAGAUCGGGCUGCACCUUUGCAAAGAAUGCAGCAGACUCCAGCAUCUGGUUUCCCAGGCGUGAUGGACGAUCUAAUCUUUUCCGGUGCCGGAAGUGGAUGUGCCGGUGACGACGAAGACGAAGAAUGUACUCCCAUUUACGAGCCUGGUUCCGGUAAGUACGAUUUGAUAACACCGGUCUACGUGGCACCAACGAGAUUACCAACAACUUCGAGACCAAAACAUACCAAAGAUAAUAUUCAAGAACGACCCUCGUGCGAUGACGAAGAAGAGGAUUGUGAAGAAGGUUCAGGAGAACCUGGAACAACCGAGGAAAUAGUCGUCACUUCUACCACCGACACGAGCAGCCCAGUGACGUACACGACCCUGAGGGAAUAUUCCACGAGUCACAGCAGCACUCAACACAGUUCGACGACAUCCUCCUCCUCAUCUUUGUCACCAUCGACCCCAACACGGGAAUUCGUCACUGUUUCCGGGCAAUACAAUGGUUCUACAAUCGACACGGAAACUAGUCAUAGCAGUAGCAGUAGUGUGACGCCCCGAUCGACAACAGUGACAACGCAAACGAGUACAACAGAGAUGACGGACCCACCACCACCACCUCCGCCGCCAAUUUAUCCACCGAUGCCAACCCCGCCUAAAAACAAUAACAAAAACAAGAGGAUAACAUCGGAAACUGCGGAGAACGUUGCCCUGAUAAUUGGUAUUAUAGCGGGUGCCCUAAUCGCGAUAGUACUCAUCAUCCUGAUAAUACUGAAGUUUAAAAAUCGACCGGAAACCAGUUACAAGGUCGACGAGACAAAAACUUUUUGUCAGGAUCCAAAUGCUGCUUUGCUCGGACCAACUGGUUCGGGGCAGCCGUUUAACGGUGCACUCAAAAAUGGCGCAAACGGGAGUAAAACCAAUAAGAAACGAGAACUUAUAGACAUCAAGGAGUGGUAUGUGUAGGCCUAGCCAAUUGAAUGCGUGUAUCCUUCGAAUUGGACUGUAACUAAGAGAGAGAUUAAAGAGAAAACAAGAAAUUAGGAAACGGAUCGAGAGUGAACGAAUGAGAAAUAGAGAAAGAAAUAAGAGAGAAAGAAAGAAAGAAAGAAAGAAAGAAAGAAAGAAAGAAAGAAAAGAGAGAGAUAAUCUUAUCCAUCUUCCAUGUCCUACGGCAUUUGCCCUCGUACAAAAAUAAACCAACAAAUAUUCCUUUGAUCUAACUCUCAACAGAACUUAUAUUAUAAAAGGUGGAUUUUUACUUAGAAGAACAAAUUGGCGAGAUACCGUGUUACAUGUACUUGUCAAUUAACAUUCUUCGAUAUUUUCCAAUCACAAAAGAAAAAUCAAAGAUCAACAGGAUUCGCGUUUUCCAAAUUUACGAUCCACGAUCGCUGACACGAUGAUUAUCUUAACGCAUACAAUACAUAGUUGAAUUUUCCUCCGAAGAAAGCAAAUCUUUUGUUUAUUGUUAAAACGUAGUUGUGAAAGAUUAUAAACGAUAUAUGUGCGUGUGUAAGUUUUCAGUUUGAAGAGAAUAAUGUUGGAAAGAAUGUUGUAAACUGUAGAAAAUGAUGAAAGUAAUUAUAUAUGAAUGAUAGUGAAGAUGAUGAUGACAAGGAUGAAGAUGAAGAUGAUGAUACUACAUGGCGAUUAAAACUGCACUUAUUGUUGUAUAGAAAAAAAUACAUACAUAUAUAUAUACAUAUUAUAUGUAUGUAUACAUAAAUAUAUAUAUAUAUAUAUAUAUAUAUAUAUACAUACAUAUGAUAUUACCGGUUACGUUAUACGUGCAAAUUGUUUGUUAAAUGAUAGAUUUUAUUAAUAAAAAAAAAAAAACAAAGCAAAAGAAUAAGCAAGACAAAAAAAAGAAAAAGAGAGAACGAGAAAAGCGUUGUGUCUAUAUGAGUAGGCGUAAACGCGAUCAAAACUUCCGGUAUCGAUCGUGCGAUAGUUAAAACAUUACAGAUCUCAAAGAAACAUUAUAAAAUGGAAAUAACAUGAAAAAUAAAAAUAUGAAAAAGAAAGUUAUACUAUGAGAA
Messenger RNA from Polistes dominula (European paper wasp), 6575 nucleotides. It is a transcript of the gene Nrx-1, whose product is annotated as neurexin 1. The record is from RefSeq and is a predicted model, not a curated record. Gene Ontology annotation, molecular function: calcium ion binding. Lineage: Eukaryota; Metazoa; Arthropoda; Insecta; Hymenoptera; Vespidae.